Molecule: messenger RNA, 2348 nt
Organism: Tribolium madens (black flour beetle)
Lineage: Eukaryota; Metazoa; Arthropoda; Insecta; Coleoptera; Tenebrionidae
Gene: fz
Product: frizzled-7
Exons: 2
Coding region: 161-1807 (548 amino acids)
Biological process (GO): non-canonical Wnt signaling pathway; canonical Wnt signaling pathway
Cellular component (GO): plasma membrane
Molecular function (GO): Wnt-protein binding; Wnt receptor activity
Source: RefSeq, a predicted model, not a curated record
GCACUGCUAAUGCAAACAAAUGAUCAAAAUGGCCGCCACAGCUCCGUAGGGUGUUCAAGUUCAUUGUGAUGUUAUUAGAAAUAGUUUUGUGCAAUUUUUGGUGUUUUUCCUGUAAUGAUGUGUUUUCUUUGACCCUCGACGCCUUUCCCACGCAACGAAGAUGAAACCGCUGCUCUUGCUGGCGCUUUCGUCCCUCAUAAACGGCUUGCAGCACGAAAUCUCCCACAUAGAAGACGCAAUAAUUCCGCCCCAUGACAAGUGCAAGCCCAUAACUGUGCCUUUUUGCAUCGAUGUCCCCUACAACAGCACCAUUUUCCCCAAUCUUGUGGGGCACAACACCCAGGAGGACGCCGGCUACGAGGUGCACCAGUACUUCCCCCUGAUUAAGAUCAACUGCAGCGCCGAUUUGCACCUGUUCCUGUGCUCCGUGUUCGUCCCAGUGUGCACAAUUCUGGAGAAGCCGGUGCCCCCAUGUCGCUCUUUGUGUCUCUCGGCCAAGUCGGGCUGCGAGGGGAUCAUGCGGAAGUUUGGGUACAACUGGCCGGAAAACCUCGACUGCAACCAAUACCCCGAAAAUUCGAAUCUUUGCGUGGAAAAGCACAAUAUUAGUGUGACCCCGACACCGGCGAAUGAGCCCCCAGACUACCCCAAAACCAAGUUUGAUUUCAAGGGGAGAGCAAAGUAUCCCAGGGAUUUCGGGUUUGUGUGCCCCCUGCAGUUCGAAGUGAAGAACAUGGAUUACUCCCUCAAAGUCGGGGAUAAAGUGGUGAAAAACUGCGGGGCCCCCUGCCACAUGAUGUUCUUCAACGAGAACAAACAGAAAUUCUCGCGGGUCUGGAUCGGAACAUGGGCUGUUCUGUGCUCGGCCAGUUGCCUAUUUACAGUUUGCACAUUCUUGAUUGACACCAACAGAUUUCGGUACCCCGAACGCCCCAUUAUUUUCCUAUCAGUUUGCUAUUUAAUGGUAGCGCUGGCUUACGUCGUCGGCUUCAUAGCCGGCGAUUCGAUAGCCUGUAAAGAACCCCCGAUUUCUGAUGAUGGGAUCAGAAAAGUGAGCAUUAUCACACAAGGGACCAAAUACGAAUUGUGCACGAUUUUAUUCAUGGUCUUGUAUUUCUUCAGCAUGGCGUCGAGCAUUUGGUGGGUGAUUUUGACUCUGACGUGGUUUUUGGCCGCUGGGUUGAAAUGGGGACACGAGGCGAUUGAAGCCAACUCGCAGUAUUUUCAUCUAGCAGCCUGGGCGAUUCCCGCCGUUAAGACCAUCACCAUUCUGGCCAUGGGAAAAGUCGAUGGUGACGUGCUGAGCGGCGUUUGCUACGUCGGAAUUUGGAACGUGGACGCCUUACGAAUCUUCAUUCUCAUACCUUUAUGCAUUUAUCUAGUCUUUGGGUUAGUAUUUUUAACUUCCGGCUUAAUCUCGUUAUUCCGUAUUCGUACGGUAAUGAAACACGACGGUACAAAAACCGACAAAUUAGAAAAGCUAAUGAUCCGUAUCGGCGUAUUUUCCAUUUUAUACACAGUACCUGCAAUGAUGGUCAUUGCUUGUCUAUUUUACGAACAGUUUAAUUUCGAUAAUUGGAUGUUGACUUGGAAUCACGACAUGUGCGUCAAACAGACCUAUGCUGUUCCUUGUCCGCAAGACAUUAGGGAAUAUUCACAUCCGCUCUUUCCCAUUUUUAUGAUCAAAUAUCUCAUGUAUAUGAUUGUGGGAAUAACGUCAAGUGUGUGGAUUUGGUCGGGCAAAACGGUGCACAGCUGGAAAGUGUUUCUUAACCGACUGAGAGGCAGACAUGCGGCUUAUGUUUAAUGCACAAUUUUUUUAUUUCUGUUGUUCAGAUAACUACCUCCAUUUUAGCGUCCGAAAUUUUUUCAAGACUGCUCUCUGGCAAUAUGUAAGGACAAAUCAGUUCGCGAUGCUUCCAAAUUGCUUACAAACGCACUGUUUAAAUGUACGUAAGAUCCCCAAAUGUAAUAUAUUUUUGUACAUUUUUGUAUAUAGUUUAACAAAGCUGACUGAAAGUUUAAAACACAAUUCGGUUUUUUCGAAAAAAGUAUUUUAUGAGAUUUUUACGAAUGCUGCUAGAAAACGUACUGGUAUUUAUAUUAAGUAAUUUAAUUUUUUAUGUAUUUUUAUAUUUGUGUUCCCCUAAAAAGCUCAACGUCCUUUUUAAAACUGUUGUGAUGCUGUCAAUUAUACAAAAAUAUUUAUAGCAAGUUGUUUUUGAGCUUGUUGACUAUUAGACUAGAUUCUUAGUUUUGUUGUAUGUUGUAACAAAUUGGUAUUAAUUUUUUACUCACUAUGUAUGUAAUUUAAGUUAAGAGAAAAUACAUCAAUGUUUGUCAAUUAA